AUGCCCCAAUGGAUCGACUCUGAGGAACACCAGUCAGGAUUCUGGUCUUUUAAUUCACAGACAUGUAAAUCACCCCCCAUCCAAUACCCUUGUCGUUCAUACCAGCUGACUGACUUGUGGCUGUUUUUAGCAACUCUUACUGUGCUGGGGUGUGGCCUGGGUGUGUCUGCAGGAGAGACAUGGGGUAUGGUGUCCAUUUGCCCCUUCCACUGUGUGUGUCGGAACUUGUCUGAGUCACUGAGCACACUCUGUGUAAACAAGGGGUUGCUCUUUGUCCCACCCAACAUUGACCGUCGCACAGUGGAGCUACGCUUGGCCGACAAUUUCAUCUUGGAAGUGGGAGGGUCUGAUUUUGAAAACAUGUCUGGACUGGUUGACCUGACAUUGUCACGCAACACCAUCCACGCUCUGCGACCCAUGGCUUUUUCUGACCUGGAGAGCCUCAGAUCGCUCCAUCUGGACUAUAACCGUCUGACUACUGUGGGCCCACAGGACCUGACAGGCCUUCUCAACCUACAACACCUCAUCAUUAACAACAACCAACUGACACACGUGUCAGCAGAUGCCUUUGAUGACUUCUUGCUCACGCUAGAGGAUCUGGACCUGUCCUACAACAAUUUGAGGAGGGUACCCUGGGAAGCGAUCCAGAACAUGGCCAGCCUGCACACCCUAAUCCUGGAUCACAACCUCAUCGACCACAUCAUGGAGGGCUCCUUCAGCGAGCUCUAUAAGCUUGCUCGUUUGGACAUGACCUCCAACCGACUCCAGACACUGCCACUUGACCCGCUAUUCUCCCGCUCACAGAUUGGUGCGGUCAGCCCGACACCUUACAACGCCAUCAUCAGCCUACACUUUGGCGGGAACCCUCUACACUGCAACUGCGAACUGCUAUGGCUGAGGCGGCUAGUCCGCGAAGACAACAUGGAGACGUGUGCGACACCACCCCACCUGGCUGGCCGAUACUUCUGGUCUAUCCCAGAGGAGGAGUUCACCUGUGAGCCUCCUCUAAUUACACGGAGCACCAACAGACUCUGGGUACUGGAGGGCCAGAGGGCGACGCUUAAAUGUCGUGCCAUUGGUGACCCUGAGCCCAUCAUCCAUUGGGUGUCGCCCGAUGACCGAAUCGUAGCCAACACCAGCAGGAUGCAUUCGUACUACAACGGUACGCUGGAUGUGCUGGUGACCCGUGCUCAUGACGACGGAACCUACACCUGCAUCGCCAUUAAUGCUGCUGGAGAGUCCACUGCCACUGUCGAUCUCAAGAUCAUCCCCCUACCUCACCGUGGAAACGGCACCAUACCCAUCAUCAACCCGCGGGACCCCGGAUCUUCUGACAUUAGUAGUGGAAGAAUUGGAGGAGGAGGAGGUGGUGGGGUGGGAGCCGUGACAACACGAAACACCUCUGCAGGAGAGGGAGAUGAAGGCAGCAUGAGCAGCAGCAGUACUGAACAACUGGUUGGAGUCUUGGGGGUGACGUCCACCUCCGCGCAUGUACGGUGGUACAUGGGAAGGACACCUUCUCCUUAUCUGGUUUGGAUGUACCAGAUCCAGUACAACAGUACCGCUGACGAUGCACUUGUAUACCGGAUUCUUCCACCAACAAGCAACAGCUUUUUGCUGAAAAACCUAGUUUCAGGAGCUGACUACAGCCUGUGUGUGCUGGCCAUUUUUGACGACGGCUCUUCCUCCCUGGCCACCACUAAGGUACUGGGCUGCACCCGGUUUAGCACCAAGGAGGAUUAUCCAGAGUGCCGGACGCUGCAGGCGCAUUUCUUGGGCGGCACCCUGACUGUGAUGGUGGGAGGCGUUUUGGUAGUGACGUUGCUGGUCUUCACCGUCGCCAUGAUGGUGCGGCACCGGGUAUGCGGCGACAGUCGAGACGAUGGGCGAUGCUCGGCUGAAUUCCUUCCAAGGAAAGCCGUGGACGUUUACGCCCAGACCAACAGCAGCAACAACAAAGUAAUGAUGGUAGCACUCACAAAAAAAGCCCCGCCCAAAGUCAAACAUGCGACGCCGCACAUACUGCCCAAGCUAAGCCCAGAACCUCACCGGACACGUAGCGCUGAUAGUGACCCCGUCAAAGAGAAACGCAUUCCGCUUUUCACUCCAGACAACGAGAGUGCAAAACUGUUCUACUCCCCAACCAGCACGAUGCAUACCAUGCCUCCUCCGGGGCACAAGGCAGUAAAUCUGGUUUGUAAGCUAAAACUGCGGCACUCACUGGAUAGGUCCAGAGACAGGGAGAUGGGAUCAAGUACAAGGCAGAUGCUGGUAUCUUCUUCACAGGGGGCAGGUGUGGAGGAUGCAGAGGAGGAAGAAGACUGGCAGGGAAACUCAGAUCGGAGCGCUGGAGAGAACCAAGUGGCAAGGAUUAAACGCAGCUGCUCCUUGGAUGUGGACGAGAUCAGGACCGCGACCUGCUACAGCUACGCUAAGCGACUGAGCGUCAUCUGGAGCAGGCAGAGUGAGUCAGCACACGGCAUGCUGGUCCAGUGCACCUCCACCAACGGUUCAUCCACCACAAAGAGCAAACAGUACGGACGCGCGCUCACACCUGACUACCUGAACACCUAUGGCUCCAAUAACUUCAACUCUAACUCUUCCAGUGGCAGCGGACCUGCCUCGAAAGAGGAUCUGGAGGAGAGUGUGGUGUAG
Molecule: messenger RNA, 2655 nt
Organism: Chanos chanos (milkfish)
Lineage: Eukaryota; Metazoa; Chordata; Actinopteri; Gonorynchiformes; Chanidae
Gene: lrfn4a
Product: leucine rich repeat and fibronectin type III domain containing 4a
Exons: 2
Coding region: 1-2655 (884 amino acids)
Molecular function (GO): protein binding
Source: RefSeq, a predicted model, not a curated record